UCGUACGCCAUAGACAGUUCCUUCCACGUGGUUUUAUCGUCUCGGGAUGACAAGUCAACCCAUCAGUCACCUGUCUCAAACUCGUUCCCAGAGCCCAUGACGGUAAAGACCCUGGGAACGAGGAUGAACGCAAGGCAGGCAGGGAGUCAAGUGAGGGGAGGGGACGAAGUAUUUUAUUCGAUUUCCCCUUCUUUACAUACCCUCCGUCAUUUUAACAUGAUUAUUGAAGUGCUUCAAAAUUGAAGCUAGUAUAUUUUGAAAAGAGGGGAAAAAAAUUAAAUAGAGAGAAAUAGUUAAAAUCAGGUUAAAAUAAUAACUUGGAGACUCCAGUGGUUCGAAGUCUUCCCAAGAGAGGUCUGGUUAGUAGUUACGAUGUUCACCCGGCACCCACACGUGAACCGAAAGUUGAUCGCAAACAUGGCCGCAGCCAAGAAGUUCGAGAAACCUCUUUUGGAAAGGUCUUUCUCAAACGAUAUCGAUAAAUCACACGUGACAGAUUCGAAACAUGGAUUCCAUCUGCUCAAAGGUCUUUUGACCAUGUACAAAGAUGGCAGAUACUCCGAUGUCACCCUGAAGAUCGGCGAAAAACGGAAGGUGCAAGCCCAUCGUGUCGUGUUGGCCUCAUUCAGCCCUUACUUUGAAGCCCUUCUUGGAACCAACUGGGAAGACGGAAAGAAAGACGAGAUAGAGAUCCUUUGUUUGGACGAAAGCGCUGUUGGGGAUUUGAUUGAGUUCGCAUAUUCGGGAAAUAUUGAUAUCAGCAAAGACAAUGUGCAGACUUUGCUCGAAGCAGCCAAUUAUUUGGGUGUAGAGUUUGUCAAGAAUUCUUGCGGGGACUUCUUGAAACGCGCUAUCGAUGACAAAACCUGCCUGGGCAUUUGGCAGCUUGCAGAUGUGUUUGCGCUGGAAGAGCUGAGGAAAGAAGCUAAAAAGCAUGGCCUACGACAUUUUGCAGAUGUCUGCAAGAAAGAGGAGUUCCUGAGUCUUCCGUUCAAUUUUCUGACCGAGCUCCUGGCAGAAGAAGAGAUCUGUGUGGUCAUCGAUGGCUUGAUCCCGUGUUUAGAAGUAAGGGAAAAGAUCGUGCUUCAAGCGGUGUUCCAGUACAUCGAGCAUGAUGUCGAAAAUCGAAAAGAUUAUCUUCCAAAAGUGUUGCCCUUGGUUAGACUCCCAACUCUGUCAGAGUCAUAUCUCAAGGAAGUCUUAUCACGCAAGCUUCUCUCAGACACCUGUGAAGAAAUAGUGGUAAAAGCCCAGAAACUGAAAGAUGAUCCCCCUGAGAAAGAUUCAACAGAUGAAAAGUGGGCCACUCCAAGGGAAUUUGCCAGAAAGGUUGUCACCUGGGGACGCUCCUUUGCUAAUGGAGGGCAGGUGAAUCCUGAAACAGGACAUCACACUGACAAGGAGACAGUUGAAGAUUUAGACAAUGAAGUUUACAUCAAGGGAAUGGAACUGUGGAUUCGAAGGUGGGAUGGUCGACCUGUGCUUGGUGGCCUCAAGAUUGUUUACAAUGGUGACAAAGUGGAGAAGUUUGGAGGUGACUCUGCUCAGUCUGAACACCAUGAAUUUCAUUUGGAGGAAAAUGAGAGGAUUGUUAAAGUUGAAAUUAGAUCUGGCUGGAUGAUUGAUAGCCUGACAUUUUACUCCAACAAAUGUGAUACUGAUGGCAGUCCAAAAAGCUAUGGCCCUUAUGGAGGCGUUGGUGGGUCUUCCAGUUCAGAGACUCCAUUAGGAUCAUUUGGUUAUCUAGCGGGUGUUGCUGCUGCAAUUGUCCACUCACAAGGUGAAGAAGGAAUCACCAGACUUCAGUUUGCUUGGAGAACGUAUGUUCUUCCCGGUGAUCCAGAGCCAUUGCAAAAUAGAUGCAAAGUUAAUGACGUUUUCUACGAUGAUGAUAGCGAAGAUGAUGAUUACGAUGAUUACGAUGAUUAUGAUGAGGAUGAUGAUUAUGAUGAUUACGAUGAUUAUGAUGACUAUGACGAUUUUGAUGAUAUUUUUGACCAGGAACUUGGAGUGCAGCCUUACAUGUUUGAGCCACUUGCCUAAGUCGGCAGAUUAUGGGCCUGUUUUCAUGCUGGAAGGACUUUUUCCAAGAAACAUUCUCUGGUUUGGCCGGAAAUCUGACUUACACGUAAAUUUCCUUCAAAUGAUAGUUUUGUGUUUUGUUAUAGGUGUCACUAAGUCCUGCUUAUAAAAGUCUCAGUGAGAAAAACUAUGUAUAGUUUAAUGCAGACUAAGUUACCACUCUGCUGAUAGAUCAGAGUUCUAUUGUAUCUUGUUACAUUUUUUUAAGAUACAUUGUUUGAUGUUAGUAUACCCAAACAAAUCUUGAAGGUUGUAUCUCACAGUUUGUAAGACUAGUGUAUAUGCAUUAAAAGUAGUUUUCAAUUAGA
Messenger RNA from Orbicella faveolata, 2390 nucleotides. RefSeq names its product kelch-like protein diablo. The record is from RefSeq and is a predicted model, not a curated record. Gene Ontology annotation, molecular function: protein binding. Lineage: Eukaryota; Metazoa; Cnidaria; Anthozoa; Scleractinia; Merulinidae.